CCUCAGAUUAUUAAAUCCAACAGGAGUAUCUCUCCGUUAUAGGCGCAGAUUUGUUAGGCGAUCCUGUUGCGCCGCAGGACCCAAUCAGGUGUGGCACGUGGAUGACUAUGACAAGCUCAAGCCCUUUGGGAUUGCCAUCAGUGGCUGCAUCGAUGGGUAUUCAAGGCGGGUUAUGUGGCUCAGUAGUGGUAGCACCAACAACGACCCUGCAGUAAUUGCUCACCAUUACCAGCAGUGUGUUUCGAGCUGUGGCCUUCCGGCUCGUCUUCGGACAGACUGUGGGACAGAAAACGGAGACAUGGAUGCCAUCCACUGUUCUUUAAGAGAGGACCACACUGAUGAAUUUGCGGGUUCUCUCAGCCACAUGUAUGGCACUUCAACUGCCAAUCAAAGGAUUGAAAGCUGGUGGUCCUUUUUCAGGAAACAGAGGACACAGUUCUGGAUGGAUUUAUUCAGUGACCUUAGAGAGAGACACUACUUCAACGGCACCCAUGAACACAAGUGCCUUGUAUGGUAUGUGUUCCUGGGCAUCUUUCAGAAAGAGCUUGAUGAGCACCGAGAGCUUUGGAAUAACCAUACAAUCAGGCCUGUCCGUCAGUCUCUCUGUCCAUCUGGAAAAAACCGGAGACCACGUACCACCUGCCUCACAGGUUUGGUGGAAGGGAUUGUGGAUUCCCAGUGGAUCCCCAAGUGUUACAGGAGUUCAAAGACCUUCUGCCACCCACUAACAGUUUGUGUGGAGAUGCUAACCUCCAAGCAAAUUUUGCCAACUUGGAGAGACAGAGCCAGCUCGCUCCACCCAUCAACUGGCCAGCUGCUGUUGACAACUACAUUAGACUGAAGGAAAUGGCUGGUCUUUGAGAGAGAGAGA
Molecule: messenger RNA, 871 nt
Organism: Carassius carassius (crucian carp)
Lineage: Eukaryota; Metazoa; Chordata; Actinopteri; Cypriniformes; Cyprinidae
Exons: 3
Coding region: 173-841 (222 amino acids)
Source: RefSeq, a predicted model, not a curated record